This is a messenger RNA of Centropristis striata (black sea bass), 2444 nucleotides long. It is a transcript of the gene dcst2, whose product is annotated as DC-STAMP domain containing 2. Gene Ontology annotation, cellular component: membrane. The coding region runs from base 93 to 2285 and encodes 730 amino acids. NCBI's taxonomy places the organism in Eukaryota, Metazoa, Chordata, Actinopteri, Perciformes, Serranidae. The transcript has 16 exons. The record is from RefSeq and is a predicted model, not a curated record.
CAGUUAGUCAGUUAGUUAGUUAGUCAGUUGGUCAGGUUGUUUUGUCCUGUGAAAAGAUGAAAACAGAGAGAAUCAGACAGAAAUAAAACAGGAUGAAGAGUGAAAAGAGGAAAAGACAGCUGAUGAAAUCUGACGUCAACAUCCAGGUGGAGAGGGGCGGAGUCAGACAGGCUGUCAGAGGAGUCCUGCACAGGUCAGCGCGGCGCUCUGACCUCAGCAGGUGGAGGAAGGUCAGAGGUCACCUGUUGGCGGGGGGGCGGAGCCUGGUGGCGUUUGUUUCGGGGCUGCUGUUGGCGUCUCUGUACGGACUCUCGGCUCUCUUCCUGCAGAAACAGCCUCUGUGGGCGUGUGUUUACGUCACGCUGACGCUGGCCGCCGCCGCCGCCUUCAGCCUGGGCCUGUCGGCCGGCGCCCGGGCCACCGCCGCCGUGAUGCUGCCCUCUCUGUGCUCAGCUCAGGGCAGGAGGUUCCUCCUCUUCCUGUUCCUGUCGGUUCUGCUGAGCGGUCCGCUCACCAACACGCUGGAGAACACGGAGCGAGCCGCCGCCAGCCUGCUGUGUGGCGCCGAGCUGGCAGCCAAUCAGACUCAAGAACUGAUGCAGAAAGCAGCCACGCCCCUUUUCUCGGCGCUGGACAGGAUCAGGGAGAUCAGCAGUAACGCUCACGCCGUGGCAGGACGGGUUCAGGACUUGAUCCUGGCUCUAACCGACAGCGUACGCCACGUCGCUCGUACUCUGAGGAACGUGCUCCACUUCCUGGCGGAUAUCGGUGACGUGUGCAACACCAAACUUGGCGCUCCGUACAGGAAGUGCGUGGCGGUGUUCGGGGAGGCGCGGGCCGACUGCUCCGAGCUGCUGGGAGACUUCAACUUCCUGUGUGACAUCGUGGACGUCUUCCUGCCGCUCUGCAACCUCGCCCGCGCCGGCGAGCUCUUCUGCAUCGUGCCGUCGUACGUGGCCGACCAGCUGAAGAGACGUCUGGCAGCUCCCACCGUGGCGGCGUUCGAGCGAAUGAAGCGGGAGUUUGACUUCAACAUCUCUGCCUCGGUGACCUUUGACCUGGAGGCCAACAGCAGCCGCUCGCUGCAGCAGGUGACUCAGGACAUCAUGGACGAGGUUUCAUCAGAGCUGCAGCUGCUGCAGAGGCUGAGCCAGCCGCUAGCGUACGGCGGCCUGCUGCUGCUCGCCGCCAGCUGCCUGAGGGCGGUGCGGUACAGGUGGAGGUUCCUGUCUGAUCUCACCUUUGACAACGUUUACAUCACGGCUCAGUUUGAAGAGCUCGACCAACAGCUGAGCUCAGGGGGCGGAGCCUCCGUCCUGCCAAUCACACGCAGGGAGGCCCGCACCUACAUCACCCCACUCUCGUGUCAGCUGUCGGGGCGUGAGCGGCGUGCGGUUCUGGUGGGCGUGGCCUCGGUGCUGCGGUACCUGGUUCUGGGGGUUCUGCUGGUGGUUCUGGACCUGCUGGUGUUCUGGAUGCUGGACCAGGUGCAGCAGCAGGUUCGGGGGGACGUGGUGGCCAGAGCCCCGGUGACGGCGACGCUGCAGGUCAACGGGUCCGGUUACGCCGCCGACGUCUUCAGAGACCUGGUGGCGGCGUUCGGCGUCCUGCAGCGAGGGAACGUCACGGUCAUCAGCAGGAAGUGUCUGCUGCCGCCCACGCCGCCAGACUACACCACAUGUUUCAUCCUGGGGUUCCUGCUGGGUCUGGCUCUGCUCGUCUCUGUGACUGCAGGAUUCGUGCAGCGCUGCAGACGACUCGUCUGUUCUACACUUCACCCAGAGAGAGAGCUGGAGAGGAUCCGGUUCCUCCGGCAGCAGAUCCUGGAUCAGAGGAGGGAGGUGGGGACAGCCCUGAGGAGGUCUGCAGCCAGGAGCAGAGCUGACCGAGGAGCAGGAGGAGGAGGAGGAGGAUGGCUGCCUGCAGGCCUCCACCUGUCUCACCUGCUGGGCCUGUCUCCAGCCAGCUGUGUGUCCUGUGGGGAGGCAGUGAGACAGGAGGACAUGGUGCUGUGUGAUGUCCCCCAAUGUCCAGCCGUCUUCUGUCGCUCCUGUUUCCUCAGUCUGGGAAACACGUGUGUCGCCUGCACGCGACCUCUGACCUCACAGGAAGACCAGGAGGAGGAGCUCGACUCGAGUGACGACGAGACGACAUCACACCCGAGUCUGAAGACGGCCACGCCUCCAGGACCCCCCAGGACCCCCCAGGACCCUCCAGGACUCUCCAGGACCCUCCAGGACUCUCAAGGACCCCCCAGGACCCUCCAGGACCCUCCAGGACUCUGACUCAGAACCAUCUGUUGGUCUGAUCGGACGGUUCCGUGUGUAAAUAAAGUUAUUAAAGCAUCAAAAAUGUUAUUUCAUUUGUUUGUUUGUUGCAUCAGUUAUGACAAUAAUUUUCUCAUAGACUUCUAUGCGAUCAGCCAGUGGAUGGCAGACAGAAAG